Molecule: messenger RNA, 716 nt
Organism: Paramecium pentaurelia
Lineage: Eukaryota; Ciliophora; Oligohymenophorea; Peniculida; Parameciidae
Source: the annotation of a GenBank genome assembly
AUGGCUAAGAUAAAAAAUGGAAAAAAUUAUUAAAAAUAAUUACUUCAGCAAUUAUAAUAGCAAUAACAAUAAGCUUAAUAAUAAACCAUUCAAAAAAAUAUCAAAAAGAUAAAAUAUCAUCCAUCUGAAGAAAAAAUAAUUGAAGGAAAACAUUCGCCUUAUUUAUUUUUAGAGAGAAGAACCAAAAGAGAAGAGUAGAAAUAUAAUUUUAAAAAGAAAAUAAGAUCACUAUAUAGUAUUGAAUUCAUAUUAAUUAAUAAGAUGAAGGAUAUUACCCAUAAGUUCCUAAUUUAUAAUUUCCUGAUUAAUUAGUAGAUUGUUUAAUAAAAGUGAUUUGUUCAUUUGGGAAUAAUGCUAAGCAUAAUUAAAUAAUAAAAAAUUUAAGUUUAUAUUAUAUAGAUGAAGUUCAAGAAGAGGUUGUUAAUUUUAUUUUGGCUGAAUCAGAGGAAACUGGAACUAUUUAUGAAUUAGAUGGUAAAUUUAAAGUUACAAAUACUCUAAUCUAAAAGGUAAUGAGAUAAAGUUAAUAAUUUAGACAUAAUUGGAAAAUAAUGACUAAAUUGGAUAACAAUUGAAACAUGAAGAUAUUGAAGAGAACGAUAAUGAUCAAUUUCCAUCCCUUUCAAAUAAUCCAAUUUAAUGUAAAUAUUCAUAAUUAAUUUAUAGAGGAUCUAGAUAUCGAAGAAGAUCUGAAUUAAUUUAGAAAACAUAAUUGA